UUUUGUUCGUUGCAUUGUGGGAUUUCAAAUUCAAAAUGGCGAACGGAUUUGGCAGAGGAGAACCCGAAAGGGGCCGAAAAAGCAUGGGAAUAGACGUGAAAGUUAUUGUUAUGUUCGCUGUAUUGGGAUUCGCUACGAUUCUCCAAUUAGCGGCGUUGAUUUCGGACAGCUGGGUUCGCACAGCGACGGAUGCAGAUGGCACUGUGGGUUCGAGUGGUCUGUGGAGAAUCUGUCCCGAUUAUGCGGGCAUUGAUAGCUGUCGGGCCUUUGUGUGGACCGAUAACCAAGUUUCACAUUGGUUUCGAACAGUACAGACCUUUGAAGUAGUAGGCUUUCUGUUCGGAUGCUCGGCUCUGUUUAUGAUGGCCUUGUAUCACCUGGUAGAAACCUGCAUGGAAAAUACACGACUGAAAAUGUGCUCCAUGGCUUUGCUUGUAGUUGCUUUCAUGCUGGUGUUUAGUGGAGCCGUAGUGGUGGCCUCUCUGAAGGAUGCUCAGAAAGCAAUAUAUUUGCCGGACACGUACGUUAUGCCGUCCUGGGGGUUUGCAUUCGCCAUCGUGGCUUCCAUCGUGUACCUUGUGGGCUGUGUGACCAUCGUCAUAAGUAAUUGAAGCAUCCCGUUGUUGUGAUCAGAGACUCAUAAGCAAUAUCUUUUGUUGACUUUAUUACAAUCUGCAGCUCUCUAUUUUACGGCUUGUAUGUUAUACCAGUGCUCUGACAGUAUCCUCAGAUCUGCUACCUUUUGCUGUUGUUACUCAGUAAUUUUCUCAAGAUUGUGUUAACCCUUUACUACUCACAUAUGCAUUUUGACCCAUUUAAAGUCCCUUAGAAAAUCAAAAUAAAUUAAAUACUUUUUUUAAUACAAAAUUGUUUUAAAGACUUCAUUCCCAAAAAAAAACAAAAACAGCAUAAAACCUGAACAGACUGCGAGUUACUCUAGACUGCCUAUUGGCAGAAAUGUGAAUAUCUGUGUCAUUCCUUUAAGUAUUUAAGUUAGCCUUUAAUAUCCUCUUGGAAACACAUGUAAUAAAACUGAUAAUUAUUUUUAUAGUACACUCUUUAACCUUCUCACAACAGAUAAUUAUAGUUUUCUUGAACAGCAUUUGUGUUACUAUUUAGAAUAUAUCAUAUAUAUAUAUAUAUAUAUAUAUAUAUAUAUAUAUAUAUAUAUAUAUAUAUAUAUAUACCGGUACUGACCAAAAUUUCAUUCCAUGUAUCUAAUGGUAUACCUACAUGUAUAUAAUGGUUCUUUGCUUGGAUUAUUUGUGCAACUUUAAAGUUCAUUUACAAUUUAUCAUAUGAUCUUACCAUACCAAAAUUCCAUUCCAUGCAUCGUGUGUAAAAUGUAUAUAGAGACCAAUGUAAAUAUAUCACAUUAUCAAUUGAAGCAGGAAAAAUAUGACAUAUUUCAUCCAUAUAAAACUUUGGUAUUAUCAAUUGCUGUGGAUUCUAAAUGUAUAUCACAUGAAUGUUAAUGUACUGUCAUUUCAUUUUAAAAUGUUACUUGAGAAUAACACAAAUAUGUUUUUAGUAGUGAUCAUUAUUGUGAAAAAUUAUAGAUUAAUAUAGUUUCUUGAUUAUUUCUUUAAAAGCUAAUCAUUAUGGGACAAAUCAGGAUGUAUGGAAAGUAUCUUUUUUGAAAAAAACAACAACAACAGAUAUGAAAAAUCUCUAUAAUUCUAAUAUUUUAUGAACAGUAAUUAAUUAAAGAAUAAAAACACUUGAAAAUUAUUUUUUUAUUCCUCUUAGCCAAUUACAAAUUAGCUAUCUUCACUCAUUUGCUUACAUUGUAUAUAAUGCCACAUUAAUAUAAGCUGAUCAAUGUCAUUGUGUACAUAUGUCAAAUAUAUUUGAGAACUGCACAUUGAUUGUACAUCUUUUCGUUUUAACCUUUAUAAAGUAUUUUUAUAACAUUUUAUGUAUAUAUAUAAUAAAUAUAUAGCAGCUA
This is a messenger RNA of Dreissena polymorpha, 1948 nucleotides long. RefSeq lists its product as uncharacterized. The transcript is spliced from 3 exons. The coding region runs from base 36 to 611 and encodes 191 amino acids. The record is from RefSeq and is a predicted model, not a curated record. Lineage: Eukaryota; Metazoa; Mollusca; Bivalvia; Myida; Dreissenidae.